UUUGGUUUUGUUGCCUUUUUCGCUCUUUUGUAAUACGCAAAAACAAAAAGAAAAAGAAAGAAAAUAUGGGAAGCUGCUUUCUCUUCUUCGUCCUGUUCCUCUUCUCCUUCUCCGUUGACGCCUGCGACCGAUGUCUCCACCGCUCUAAAGCCGCUUAUUUCUCCUCUGCCUCUGCUCUCUCAUCCGGAGCUUGCUCAUAUGGUUCUAUGGCUACGGGUUUCUUCGCUGGUCACAUCGCCGCUGCGGUGCCUUCCAUCUACAAAGACGGCGCCGGCUGCGGAGCUUGCUUCCAGGUCAGAUGCAACAACCCUUCUCUUUGCAGCAGCAAAGGAACAACGGUGAUGGUCACCGACCUAAACAAGAGCAACCAAACCGACCUCCUCCUCAGCAGCAGAGCCUUCAGGGCUAUGGCUAAGCCAGUUGUUGGCGCCGACAGAGAUCUUCUUAAACAAGGCGUUGUCGACGUUGAAUACCAGAGAGUCCCUUGUGAUUACGGAAACAAGAAGAUGAUGAAUGUGAGAGUUGAAGAAUCAAGCAAAAAGCCAAACUAUUUGGCGAUAAAGCUCUUGUACCAAGGAGGCCAAACCGAAGUCGUAGCCAUCGACAUUGCUCAGGUUGGUUCCUCGCACUGGAGUUACAUGACCAGAAGCCACGGAGCCGUCUGGGUCACUGACAAAGUACCCACCGGACCUCUUCAGUUCAGGUUCGUGGUGACUGCUGGUUUCGACGGCAAAAUGCUCUGGUCUCAGAGAGUUCUUCCGGCCAACUGGGAAGCUGGCAAGAUCUACGACGCUGGCGUUCAGGUCACCGACAUUGCUCAGGAAGGUUGUGAUCCAUGCGACGAUCACAUCUGGAGCUGAUUUACUUAAAGAGUCUAAUGUGUAAUCAGGAGGAACUCAGUAUUAUUUGAUUAACUGCAAUAGUUUAUUUAUUAAGCAAGAGAACUAAAGAAAGAUUAAAAGAUGGAAAUGUAUAUGUAUGUACAAAAGAGGUCUAUAUAUGUACACAUGACCACCUUUCUUUCUACUUGUAACCCUUCAAAUGACAUUACAUGUUCUUUUUGGGGAAAACAAUACUGAUUCUUGCAUAAAACAGCUCAAAAGAAAGAGAAAAAAGGAGAAGAUUAGUCAGAAAAUCUCAUGGUCAACUUCUGAUUGAUGAUCCAAACCGCUUCUAGUGGCCAUGGGGACGUUGCCAAUGUCUGAGUACUCCCAUGGCCAUGAGUCAUGCUCGUCCUCUUUUACAGAUUGUUCAUUGGCCUUCUUCUUUCGACAAAUGCAGGAGGUCGGGUUCUCAUGGAACUCUCCCUCUCCUGCUUUCAUUUCAUCUGGCUCCCCCAUGAACCCUGUUUGGUAUCUCUGGACCUUGGUUGAGAAUUCAUCCCAUGUCAUGUUGUGUCUGUUUGUGAAGAUUUUGUGGAGUUUCUUGGCGUUUGGACGGAUGGUCACUUUGUGUCCCAAGUAUCUCCUGCACAUAUUUUUUUGUUAAAUUCGGGUUUAUUAUGGGCUUUCAACUUAAAACCAAUUGGUGAUUAGUGGAUUGGCU
Eruca vesicaria subsp. sativa (arugula) is the source of this 1545-nucleotide messenger RNA. NCBI's taxonomy places the organism in Eukaryota, Viridiplantae, Streptophyta, Magnoliopsida, Brassicales, Brassicaceae. The record is from the annotation of a GenBank genome assembly.